ACACUUGCACAAGCGGCACAAAAGCCGACGAAAAUAUUGCCUUUCGUUUUCCUCGUCGCUAGAAGUUUUUUUCCGUCGGAAAAAAAACUGGGUUGAGAGCCACGAAAAUUUUUCUUUCCUAAUAGAUUUUUCUCUUUUUUUUCUUCAUUUUAUUUCAUUUUUACAAGCUUUUACAGUAAAGGGUAAGGGGGAGUGUGAUGGGAUCUUGUAUUUGUCCAUUGGAGACACCAGCAAGGUUGCUUUGGACUACUAGUUUCUUUCGCCACAAGCUCAUGAUCUUUUAAUUUUAUAGAAAAAGUAAAACACAGAGUUAAUCUGUGUGUACAAAACAAUCUUUACUUGUUUCUUUUACCAACACUUUUGUGUCCUUUUACUCACGAAAUUCCGUCGCUAAAGAGCUUUUAGCACAAAAAAUACAUAAGAUAUUGAGAAAGAGAAGCUAUAAAAAUGGAGUCCGGCCGUCUUUUUUUCAAUCCCUCGACCUGCCACGGCAACAUGUUGUUUCUGGGGAACAGUGAACCCAUCUUUCGAGGAGCAAGAACCACGCAUAGCAUGGAGGAAAACUCAAAGAGGCGACUGUUCUUCAGCUCACAGGAGGAUUUGUACGAGGAGGAGUACUACGACGAGCAGUUGCCGGAGAAAAAGCGUCGUCUCACGUCGGAGCAGGUGUAUCUGCUAGAGAAGAGCUUCGAGUCCGAGAACAAGCUGGAGCCGGAGAGGAAGAGCCAGCUGGCUAAGAAGUUAGGAUUGCAGCCAAGGCAGGUGGCGGUGUGGUUCCAGAACCGCCGUGCAAGGUGGAAGACAAAGCAGCUUGAAAGGGAGUACGAUCUCCUUAAAUCUUCCCUUGAUUCCCUUCAGUCAAAUUAUGACUCUAUUCUCAAAGAAAAUGCCAAGCUCAAAUCUGAGGUUGCUUCCUUGACUGAAAAGCUACAAGCCAAAGAUGUGGCAACAGAAGGAAUAACAGGUGAAAAGGAUGAACCCUUACGGGCUGAGAUGGUUUCCACCCUCCAAUUCAGUGUGAAGGUAGAGGACCGUCUGAGUACCGGCAGCGUCGGGAGCACGGUGGUCGAUGAGGACGCUCCGCAGCUAGUCGACAGGGGUGAUUCCUCCUACUUUCUGAGUGAUGAAUACCCUAGAUGUAUUGGCCCUAUCAACGGAGUUCAUUCGGAAGAAGACGAUGGCAGCGAUGAUGGUCACAGCUACUUCUCCAAUGUGUUCACAGCAGCCACAGAGCAGGAGCAGCAGCAUGAGGAGACAUUAGGAUGGUGGGUCUGGUCCUGAAGGAUCCUGCAAAGAAUAUCUAUACUGUUUCAUAACAUGUCAUGCUUUAAGACAACAUAUGAAGAUGACCUUAAAAAGAAGAGUGGUAUCAAAAGCCUAAUGUAUGGGGGUAAAGUAAAUGUAUAAAAUUUAAAGUCAA
Molecule: messenger RNA, 1420 nt
Organism: Hibiscus syriacus
Lineage: Eukaryota; Viridiplantae; Streptophyta; Magnoliopsida; Malvales; Malvaceae
Product: homeobox-leucine zipper protein HAT5-like
Exons: 4
Coding region: 448-1281 (277 amino acids)
Biological process (GO): positive regulation of DNA-templated transcription
Cellular component (GO): nucleus
Molecular function (GO): sequence-specific DNA binding; DNA-binding transcription factor activity, RNA polymerase II-specific
Source: RefSeq, a predicted model, not a curated record